CUGCGCUGCUCGUCCCCUCGGCCAGCGGAAGGGGGUGACGCUGGGCAGCGGCGAGGAGCGUGUCGCGGGCUCUGGCGGGCUUUGGGCGCGAGGGUUAAGGUGAAGAGCGCACGGGCCCCGGGCUUCCCGAGCUGGAUUUGCAUGCUGCACCAUGCCUUCCUGGAUCGGGGCUGUGAUUCUUCCCCUCUCGGGGCUGCUGCUGGCCCUCCCGGCUGGGGCGGACGUGAAGGCUCGGAGCUGCGGAGAGGUCCGCCAGGCUUACGGUGCCAAGGGAUUCAGCCUGGCGGACAUCCCCUACCAGGAGAUCGCAGGGGAACACUUGAGAAUCUGUCCUCAGGAGUAUACGUGCUGUACCACGGAGAUGGAAGACAAGUUAAGCCAACAGAGCAAACUCGAGUUUGAGAACCUUGUGGAAGAGACAAGUCAUUUUGUGCGGAACACGUUUGUGUCCAGGCACAAGAAGUUUGACGAGUUUUUCCGAGAGCUGCUAGAGAAUGCAGAGAAGUCCCUCAAUGAUAUGUUCGUCAGGACCUAUGGGAUGCUGUACAUGCAGAACUCCGAAGUGUUCCAGGACCUCUUCACCGAGCUGAAGAGAUACUACACGGGGGGCAACGUGAACCUGGAGGAGAUGCUCAACGACUUCUGGGCGCGGCUCCUGGAACGGAUGUUCCAGCUCAUCAACCCACAGUACCACUUCAGCGAGGACUACCUGGAGUGUGUCAGCAAGUACACCGACCAGCUGAAGCCGUUCGGGGACGUGCCCCGCAAACUGAAGAUCCAGGUCACGCGGGCCUUCAUUGCCGCCAGGACGUUCGUCCAGGGACUGACUGUGGGCCGAGAGGUCGCCAAUCGAGUGUCCAAGGUCAGUCCAACCCCGGGGUGCAUCCGUGCUCUUAUGAAGAUGCUGUAUUGCCCAUACUGCCGCGGCCUUCCCUCAGUGAGACCGUGCAACAACUACUGUCUCAACGUCAUGAAGGGCUGCCUGGCCAACCAGGCCGAUCUGGACACCGAGUGGAACCUGUUUAUAGAUGCGAUGCUUCUGGUGGCUGAGAGAUUGGAAGGACCAUUCAACAUUGAGUCCGUCAUGGACCCGAUAGACGUCAAGAUUUCUGAAGCCAUCAUGAACAUGCAGGAAAACAGCAUGCAGGUGUCUGCAAAGGUCUUUCAGGGGUGCGGCCAGCCCAAGCCUGCUCCUGCCCUCAGGUCUGCCCGCUCUGCACCCGAGAACUUCAACACGCGCUUCAGGCCCUACAACCCCGAGGAGAGACCAACGACGGCCGCAGGCACGAGCUUGGACCGGCUGGUCACAGACAUAAAAGAGAAACUGAAGCUCUCCAAAAAGGUCUGGUCGUCUUUACCCUACGCCAUCUGCAAGGACGAGAGCGUGACGGCGGGCACAUCCAAUGAAGAGGAGUGCUGGAAUGGGCACAGCAAAGCCAGGUACUUGCCUGAGAUCAUGAACGACGGGCUGACUAAUCAGAUCAACAACCCUGAGGUGGACGUGGACAUCACGAGGCCGGACACUUUCAUCAGGCAGCAGAUCAUGGCGCUGCGUGUGAUGACCAACAAGCUGAAGAAUGCCUACAAUGGCAAUGACGUCAACUUUCAGGACACCAGCGAUGAAUCCAGUGGCUCAGGGAGUGGCAGUGGGUGCAUGGAUGACGUGUGUCCUACGGAGUUUGAGUUUGUCACCACCGAGGCUCCAGCAGUGGAUUCUGACCGGAGGGAAGUGGACUCUUCUGCAGGCCAGCUCAGCUCCUCCCUGCUCUCCUGGUCCCUCCUCGGCGUGGUCCUGGCACUGCAGAGACUGUGCAGAUAAUCCUGGGUGUGUGGUGCAAGAACACUGCAUUUUAGCUAUUUGAACAGCCAACUUCCUUCUUUUGUUACACUAUUGGACAGUGGACCAUGCCUCAAAAACCUGCCGUUUUCUAUGAGAAGAGAGCAGAACAGCAACUGGCCUCCCUUUUUGUUCUCCCAAAGAGUUCCGGGUACCAGACCCAACUGCUUCCUCUGUCCGUCAGCUGUCCGUGGGGACCUUGUUUAUUCUAGAGAGAAUUCUUACUCAAAUCUUUCGUACCAGGAGAUUUUUCUUACCUUCAUUUGCUUUUAUGCUGCAGAAGUAAUCUCAUGUUGUGAGGUGUUUGGGUUUUUUUUUUCCCUGUCCCCAUUUUAAAAAAAAAGAAAUAUAAGGGGUGGGGGGGAAGAAUAAUCAUUCUUCUUAUGAAAUCAGGCCAAACCCCAAGAUAACUACAUUUGCAACAAACAAGCAAACAAGAGGGAAAAAAAUGAAAGAACUUGAACACUAUAAAUUUGGCGUUGACAGUCAGCUCCCAGUGUAGGCAUCUCUGUGACAAAUGCUUAUGUGCACAAAAUGCUUAUGGGGAGAGAAG
Molecule: messenger RNA, 2390 nt
Organism: Elephantulus edwardii (Cape elephant shrew)
Lineage: Eukaryota; Metazoa; Chordata; Mammalia; Macroscelidea; Macroscelididae
Gene: GPC6
Product: glypican 6
Exons: 9
Coding region: 152-1819 (555 amino acids)
Biological process (GO): regulation of signal transduction; regulation of protein localization to membrane; cell migration
Cellular component (GO): extracellular region; synapse; cell surface
Source: RefSeq, a predicted model, not a curated record